Molecule: messenger RNA, 2686 nt
Organism: Cynocephalus volans (Philippine flying lemur)
Lineage: Eukaryota; Metazoa; Chordata; Mammalia; Dermoptera; Cynocephalidae
Gene: MFAP5
Product: microfibril associated protein 5
Biological process (GO): embryonic eye morphogenesis
Cellular component (GO): microfibril
Source: RefSeq, a predicted model, not a curated record
CGGCAGCCCAGCGGGCGGGGGGCGGCAGCCGGCGGAGCGAGGGGCCGGGCCGGCCGCCGAACCAGCCGAGCGGGCCUGACACCGGCGUCGAGAACCGCCCCCUCAAGCUCUUCGUCCGCACUCGCAGCCAUCGCCGGCCGAUGCGGCCGUGGAGAGGCGGUGGAGCGCGCGCGCUCCGAGGACGCGCUUUCCCACCCGCCCCCAAACCGUCCUCACUGAGAAAGGGGAACGGGGGGCGGGAGGGGGCGAGGUUUGUUCCCAACUCGAAUCGGCGAGAUUGGUCCUGCCGUGGUCCGCCCUCCCGGGCUCACGUUCCCUCCUCGGGCCCUGCUCGUCUGCACCGAAUCCUGACGAGCCCACCGAGCCUCUCGGGCGCACGUCCUGUCUGCGUAGCAGCCGCCAGCCCAGCCUUCCCGACGGCCGCCGCCUGGGGUCCGCUCUUCCUGGUCUCUCCCUCUGGGAGGCCAAGAUUUGGGGACAGAGAUCAUUAAUAUCGAGGAGGCCCUUAUCCGCGUACGGAGGGCAGACCGUGCCUCUGUAUAUCGAGAGGCAAGUCUGAAACGUCCUAAACUCUGUGGCUUCAGCGGAUUUAGGGUUUGGGCGGCGUAGACGUAGCCGGCCCUGCGCCGGGAAGCCGGUGUCAACCUUGGGCGACUUACUGACAAAACUUCCUUCGAGCGAGCGUUCGUGAUGAAACGGGCACUCAGAGUCCUUUAAGAGAUGCCUCAUGACCUAGGGUGAUAACUCCUGGAGCCAGACUGCCUGGAUUGGUUUCUAGUUCCACUGCCUAUGUGAUCUCCUGAAGUAACUUAAACUUCUCUCUGUGUUAUUAAUGUGCUCAACUGUAAAAGUGAGGCUAAAAGGUUACCUACUUCACUGAGUUGUCAUAAGAAGUAAAUGAGUUAGUGUAUAUCCACAUCAGCCAGAAAAGCAUAACUUACACAAGGAGCAACAAUAAGCUGUUUCCAGAUUGCAGCACUUUUUAGUUUUGGCUUCAUCCUAACACAAUGAAACAGUGGAAAGAAAGAAAGAAAAAGAAAAAAAAGAAAAUCAACGGAGAGUGACACUGGAAUUAUUAGGAUAAUCUCUAAUACACAAGUUCCCAUCUUUUUGCUUAUGCCUCAGAACUUUUCUGGACAACUGGGGCAGACGAGUUAGACACUGGCUUGCUUCGUAAGUAAAUGCACCUGUGAGAUAUGCUGCUCUCGGGACCCACGGUGCUGCUGCUGCUCACUGCACUCGUCGGCCCCUCUGACUCGAUACCCCUAGAGGUUAAUGGUCAAGGAGGAGAUAAUGUAACUCAAGUGACUCAAGUGACUCAGGAAACAUUCACAGAAGAUCCUAAUCUGGUGAACGACCCCGCUACAGAUGAAACAGUACUGGCUGAUAUCGAUCCUUCCACAGAUGACCUGGCCUCGCCCAAUGAUAAAAACACCACCGCAGAGUGCCGGGAUGAGAAAUUUGCUUGCACAAGACUCUACUCUGUGCAUCGGCCAGUCAAGCAAUGUGUUCAUCAGCUGUGCUUCACCAGUUUACGACGUAUGUACAUUAUCAACAAUGAGAUCUGCUCCCGUCUUGUCUGUAAGGAGCAUGAAGUUAUGAAAGAUGAACUCUGCCGUCAGAUGGCCGGUCUGCCUCCAAGGCGACUCCGUCGUUCCAACUACUUCAGACUUCCUCCCUGUGAAAUGAAUUUGCAGAGACCCAAUGGUCUGUGAUCAAAGAAGAGGAAAGACGAAAGAAAGUGUGGGCGGUGAAAGGAAAGAGGAGCAAUUCUUGUCCAGCUAGUGUCAGCGACCCCAGAGACAUUAGUAUUUCUGAAACCAAUCCCUUUGCAUUGUCCUGCUUUCGCCCCUUCACCCAGGCUGAUAACAUUUAUCUCAUUUUUCAAUGCUACUUAAAAUACAAAGUCUAUACUAUUGCAUGGUUUUGAGGCUUCCCAAUAUCAUAGACAUAGUGGAUAAAUGAUGACCAUGUGGCUUCACACUUGAUCUUAGCCAAAAGCUGAGAAGCAAUGACCAUAUGGCUUAUAUGCAAACAUUUCUACACACGAUUUCAGGGGAAAAUAAACUUUCAGUUAAUAAUCUUUACUGUUGAAUCUGUCUGAUGUAGAGCUUAGGGUGAAAAAAGCUAAACUGUCCAUUUUGGCUAGCCGUAGAAGUCCAUUUAUUUUCCUUUCAAGAGUUUCCGAUAUUAACUGCGCAUCAUUUAAAUGUUCUGCUUUACUUUUUUUUUUUAAAAGAUGACAGGUAAGGGGAUCUUAACCCUUGACUUGGUGAUGUCAGCACCACGCUCUCCCAAGUGAGCUAACCGGCCAUCCCUAUAUAGGGAUCCGAACCUGCGGCCUUGGUGUUAUCAGUACCACAUUCCCUCAAGUGAGCCACGGGCCGGCCCUUGCUCUGCUUUACUCUCAUUUUCACUAUUUUGCUGGAUUGUCCUAAAAAUUUUCCUGGCAGGUCUUCUUUAUGAGAAGGGUUAUGGUAAUUUUUGUAGUCCUAGAAGAUUCUCCAACAGAGUGAAGAAUUAUACAAUCCUACUAGCAAUAAAAAAAAAAAAAAGAUUCAAAAUGUUGUCUUCUGCUAAACUCAGAGGCUGGGGCUAAAGAGAGGGGACUGAUUAUGCCAGGUUGAGAAGCUGGACUCAUAACUCCCUGUCCAGUUUUUCAUGCAGCCAUCCAGGCAGGAAGUAG